Messenger RNA from Glycine soja, 3030 nucleotides. Its product is annotated as phosphatidylinositol/phosphatidylcholine transfer protein SFH13-like. NCBI's taxonomy places the organism in Eukaryota, Viridiplantae, Streptophyta, Magnoliopsida, Fabales, Fabaceae. The transcript has 14 exons. Bases 425 to 2284 code for a protein of 619 amino acids. The record is from RefSeq and is a predicted model, not a curated record.
AGUAGAGACUAGAGAGAGAUCCCAUUAUUAUUUUGUUUUUCUUCUCUCUCACUCACUCUCUUUCUUUCUCCCCACACCCAACAAAAAAAAGAAGGCUUAUAUGCUACUUCCGGUGAGAUCCAGACACAGCCUUCAACAAAAUCCCAAGAACACUGUGGGUUUGGUUUGGUUUGGAUUCAUUGAACCGAAAUUAAAUGUGGUCCUCGUAUCGUAUGUAUGCAAAUAAAUGCCACCUCGGAACAAAACAGAUCCGUGCAGCAAAUUACUAACAUUUAUACAAAACACCACUCUCACUCUCAUUCAUUCAUUAAACUCCCCUCUUCGGUGCCACCAUCAAUUAAUUAACUUUUGUCUUCUAACAACAAUAGUUGCAUUUUCCUUCCCUUCAUUAACUCCUCCUUUACCACUCUGCACUCAGUAAAAAAUGUCAGGGGUGGUGGAAGAAGGGGGUGUUGAAUUGGUGGAGAAUUCGGAAGAGGAGAGAAGAAGGUCGAGAAUUGGAAGCUUGAAAAAGAAGGCCAUAAGCGCGUCUUCUAGAUUUACGCACUCGCUCAAGAAGAGAGGGAAGAGGAAAAUAGACUUUAGGGUUCCCAUUGAGGAUGUGAGAGAUGCUGAGGAGGAAUUCGCGGUGCAGGAAUUGCGUCAGAGGCUGCUUCUGAGGGAUUUGGUUCCUACCAGGCAUGAUGAUUAUCAUGCAUUCUUAAGGUUUCUUAAAGCGAGGGACUUUAACAUCGAGAAGACGAUUCAGAUGUGGGAAGAGAUGCUAACUUGGAGAAAAGAAUAUGGAACUGACGCUAUCCUUCAGGAUUUUGAAUUUGAAGAGCUGGAAGAAGUGUUGCAGCAUUACCCUCAAGGGUAUCAUGGAGUUGACAAGGAAGGUAGGCCAGUUUACAUUGAAAGGCUUGGGAAAGCUCAUCCAAGCCGCUUGAUGCGUAUAACCACAAUAGAUAGGUAUUUGAAAUACCAUGUCCAAGAGUUCGAGAGGGCUCUGCAGGAGAAGUUUCCAGCAUGUACCAUUGCAGCCAAGAGACGAAUUUCUUCAACCACAACAGUAUUGGAUGUACAGGGCUUGGGAAUGAAAAAUUUCUCUCCUACUGCUGCAAGUCUAUUGGCUGCCAUCUCAAAAAUAGAUAACAGUUACUAUCCUGAGACUUUACAUCGAAUGUAUAUCAUCAAUGCUGGUCCUGGAUUUAAGAGGAUGCUUUGGCCUGCAGCACAGAAGUUUCUUGAUGCCAAAACUAUUGCAAAGAUACAGGUUCUUGAACCUAAAUCUUUAUGUAAAUUACUGGAUAUCAUUGACUCUAGUCAGUUGCCAGACUUUUUGGGUGGAACAUGUACAUGUCCUGGAGAAGGUGGAUGUCUAAGGUCUAGCAAAGGUCCAUGGAAUGAUCCUGAUAUCAUGAAAAUGGUUCAUAGUGUGGAGGCAACGUUUGAGAGACAAAUCGCCCGAAUGUCCAAUGAACAACAGAAUUUAGACUCUUUUUGGAUAUGCCCACAGAAGGGGCAAUGCAGUGAUACGUCAACAGCCGAAUCUGGGUCAGAUCUUGAUGAUUCUUUUUCGUCCAUCGGACAAAGUAGAUUCACUUUUCCUCGUUUAGCUGCAGUUCAUGAAGAAGUCAGAGUAUCAGACAACUACUAUAGUUGUGAUGAUAGUGCUCCUGCAGCCGAGAAAGUGCUUGAAAGUGAUGAAUUUCACAUAACCCAGGAACAAUCAUUGCAAAAUGAUGAUACAGGGAAUAUUGCUUGUAUGGAAAAUUCCACAGGCACUUCAGUCAACAAUUGGUUCAGCUUUGUUAAGGAAAAAGUGGAGAAAACAAAUUUAUUAUAUGUGUCGAGAGUGGUGAUAUAUUUUAUGGAAAGAUUAGUAAUGUUCUUUCGCAGUUUAAGAUUAGAAUUUUGGAGAACACAGAACAAUAUUUACCCAUCUGUUGCCAUGGAACACAACAAUAACCCUGCAGCAGCUAGUGAAAUACUUUCUGAAAGGGAUCAUAUUCUUCGAUGUAUGCAACGUCUUGAGAGACUAGAAAAAACGUUUGGGGAACUUAGCCACAAACCUGCAGGCAUACCUUUGGAGAAGGAGCACAUGCUUACAAAUUCCUUGGAUAGGAUUAAAUCUGUUGAGUUUGACCUUGAAAAGACUAAGAGGGUGCUACAUGCUACAGUGAUGAAGCAGCUUGAGAUUGCUGAGCUGCUGGAGAAUUUGCAGGCAUCGAAGAGUCAAGUAAAUUGCAUCUCGCAAAGAAGGCUGUUCCGUCGAAAGAUUCAAGUUUCGGCAACAAGUUAGAGUUGUCAACACCUCUGAAGAUUAAAUUCAACAGCCAAAAGAUUGACCUUUUGUUUGUUUGAAUGGAGAAAAAAUGAAGAAAAAAAAUGAAGUUUGAAUUGCAUUAGAAAAGGAGAGAAAAUUUUAAUUUUUUUUUUGAAGUCAUACUUUUCUCCCUUUUUUCUUCAAUCAAACCAAAAAAAAAAAGUUUAUAAAUGUUAUCAGUAUUUUUUGUUUUUUCCUUUUCUCUCCAUCAAACACAGGGCAACCUCACUUAUUGAACCCAAUGAAGGCUGAUGUGAGGGAUUAAGCAAGUUAAGCACAACAAGUUGCGGUAGCACCUCUAGGGAGACAUAGGGAUGAGAUAGUUCUCUCUUUUUUUGUUUGUGUAUAUAUAUAUAUAUAUAUAUACUUUGUAGUUUUUUGUUCACAUCUUUUAUCUUAUUUGAAUAGUAUAUAGCUGGCAAAUUUUAGAUCUUUAUGCCAGAACUUGGUGUCAGAAUUUGUUUAGUAUACAGCUGGCUAAAUUUGUAGCAACGCAUGGAUAAGAUGCUCUUCUAUUUAGUUUGACAGAAGAGUAGAGAGGAAACCGGCAAUUUAACCGACCAGAACUGAAACUGAAGUCUUUUAGGAAAGGGCUCUUUUAAGAGACCCAACAACCAUGAAUGAACUCACGACGUGACAAGAUUAAGCUUGGCUUUUGGCUAUGUUCAUGAUAAUGAUUUCGAAUGACAUUAUUUUGAAAUAAUAUAAUAUAUGUUUCAAUA